AUGACCAUUGAGAAAAGGCACGCGCAGCUCUACUGCAUACAAGGCUACGGCCGAACAGUCUGCACUCACAACGCGAGAACACUCCUAGAGGCAUACUUGAUAAUCUACGAAACCGACCCAGCCACAACAAGCAUCGACAACGCCUUCAAACUAUCAUCUCUUACCGCACUUACCGCUGCAGUUAUUGUGUUUCUGGAUUUAAUCGGUGAACGAUAUACGAGUCAGAACCAGAACCAAAAUCUGAAUCAGAGGAGCGGGCACGGGUACGAUGAGGCCCUGGUUAACAGGACGGUUACGGCGCCCAGGGAGUGUGCCGGGGGUGUGCCGGGGUCGUUGUGUGGACAGUGCUGUAUGGUUUUGGAGGCGAUGGUGGAUUGUAGUCGAGCCGGGAAGGGGGUGAAGGGGCAGAGGGUUGUUGUGUCGUAUCUUGGGGUGGUUUCUAUUGAGAGGAGGCAUGGCACUCAGGCGAGUUUGCAUGAACGAGAUGAGAUGGGAAUGCGUUGGAUCUUUCGCUAAAUGAUUUACUCUGGGCAUAUCUAAUCCAUGAAACUUCGGACGAGAUGCAAAAAAGUCACUGCUCGUCCGAGAACGACAGCUCUGAAUUUGUUAGUCAGCUCUAGCCAGUCAGCUCCAGAGUAUAAUGUACAAUGCAGGGGUAAAAAUGCCAGCUCAACCCCAAGACAGAGCUCCAUAACAGCAUUGCCAUAUGGCACAAUUUCUGUCGAAUGAAUAAACAUUCUGGAAGGUUAUCGCGCGGAGCGGAGAAAUCAAAUCAAAUAAAAUCAAAUCCCCUCGGCCGUAGACCGACUCGCU
Aspergillus glaucus CBS 516.65 is the source of this 813-nucleotide messenger RNA. RefSeq lists its product as uncharacterized. The transcript has 2 exons. Lineage: Eukaryota; Fungi; Ascomycota; Eurotiomycetes; Eurotiales; Aspergillaceae. The record is from RefSeq and is a predicted model, not a curated record. Bases 1 to 516 code for a protein of 171 amino acids.